Molecule: messenger RNA, 2604 nt
Organism: Mesocestoides corti
Lineage: Eukaryota; Metazoa; Platyhelminthes; Cestoda; Cyclophyllidea; Mesocestoididae
Source: the annotation of a GenBank genome assembly
AUGAAGCGCUUUUUUAAGGGAGGCUCUCCUGUAUCCUCUGUUAAACCCACCGUUGAAGCUCUUGGAUUUGGAGAAUGGAACGCAAAUAUCGAUACUCUUAGCCCGACGGAUCUUCAAGCCCUUUAUAACACGGCGCAAUUUCUAUGGAAUCCUCCUCAACCUUCUGCUUCUUCGUCCGUAUCCUCUUCUAACCAUACUGUACCUCCGUCUGAUUUGAAUGUUAAUGAACAAGGCAUGUCGCGCAGCCAGCGAGAACUUUCUAUUGCUCAACGACGCAGAAAGAGGCUCAGUUGUUCGGGACGCAGCAAUGUGCACGACCUUGUUGGCAUUUCGUGGAAGGAGGAGAGAGACCUGCGCAAGGCCAUUUACGACUCUCUGCGAGAAAAGAACAUCCCCUCUCCACUGAAGUCGCGUCUUAUGCGUGCUCCGAAGCUGCCCCGAUCUACUCUGGCCUCAUCUAAGAAAACGAGCAAGUCUUCUGACUCGGCAAAGAACGACAAAGCGCGAGAGGAGGCGCCGAUUUCAGCCAAUCCGCAUCCUCGGAAGUCGCGUCCCCUUCCCGGGAGCCUGUCCCACCAGUUCCUCCUCACCACGUCGUAUUCUCGCUCUCUGGCCAUCUCUAUCGCCUCCGCGGCCAGGCGAACCCUCAAUCGGUCCUCGCAAAGGCAGCGACUUCAGCCGAAGAACCUCGUCGUCAAUCCUUCCACCCGUCUGCCCCUCAAACACUUCAUCAAACGACCAAGAUCGCCCAUUAAACGGUACCCCAUCGCCCACGUCAAACCUGGGUCACCUGUUUGUAGCCAACCGAACGGGAGCAACGUCGGCAGCCUCCUGGAUGAGACCUACGAGGUAUUGGUUGAAGGCGAGGACGGCGACUUUGUCCCCCAACUUGUUUCUGCAAGUCCGAAGCCAGCGAGACCGGCAAAGGCGGUGGAGGUUGAGGAGGAGGUCUCGAUUAGUCUCGCGCCCGACGCUGUACCGCCCUCUCUGUGGCAGGACUCCAGCGGGCGUCCCGUGAACACGCACGACUUUGUCGACUUCCUCUGCUACUACGGAACACCAUGUUUGACCAAGAAGUUGGCGUGGUUCGCUACUCCCCCUAGUCUGCGUCAUUUUCCCUCCGAGCGCAAAUUAUCGACUCCUCCGUCGAAAUCUGCCACCGCAAUUUGCCAUCGGUCGACGGCCGCUGUGGUUGCUUCGACGCCGACUCCGCGUCUCCCAACUCCCAAGACCCCAAUCUUCGUGGCUCGUAAGACCGCGUCAGUGAGCGUCCCGUCGGUGGCUGCCAUGUCUCCCCCCCUACACCGGCCUCCAUCGAAAGACCGCCUCCCUAGGCCUGCUUCCCCAAACCUUAACGAGGUGUCCGUAAGCAACGGUAAGAAGGGGUUGGAGUCGCCGCCAUCUCCCAUCUGUAUCGAUUUGAGUGACUUACCAGGAGCUCUCUGUGGAGGUCAAAUUGAGGAGAAACGGGUCUUCGAGUUCCAGAAGGUCCUCUCGUUUUGCGUCCCCGCCCAAUUCACCCAUUCACUCGCACCCGUUUCCGCGUUGUGCUCGACCCGGACUCCGCUCACAGGAGUUACGAAGAACCAGACAGCACCAGCAACAGCGCACCUAACAUCACCUUUGCAAAAUGAAGAUAACGAGUCUCUUUCCAGUGACAAGAUUGGUUUCAGUGAUUCCGAGAGUUCGAUGGAGAUAGGAACUCCUGAACGACCUUCACCGGUCAAACGGUUGCCCGUAGCUCCGUUUCACCCAACCCCUCGUCCUCUCCAUCGUAUUGGCGAGGAAGAUGAAGAGGAAGAUGACGAAAAUUUAACAGUCCAAAUGUCUUCUCAACCAUCUGCAGAUUUUCAAACUAUUGAAAUGAACUCUCACCCCUCUUUAUUUGACGAGGAUUCGUCCGUUGUCCAAAUGUCAUCUCAACCAUCUACGGCAGCUGAUGAAUGUGAAACCGCCGUUCAAGUGAUUCCUAACGCUACCAAACCUCAGAGCAUCACCAUGGCUAUUACUGCCCAGGUCUUCCCUUCUUUAGUUGAUGAUUCGAACAAAGAAAACCUUUCCCAGCCACUGCAUAUUCGUGCUCGGAAAUCAUGUGAGAAGGAGAGCAUUCAAGACAAUGAAGCGCACUUAAGGAAUCAACGGAAGCCCCUGAUGUCAAGGGUUGCCCCUGCUUCCCCUCAAAGCUCCGCUAGCUCCCUCGAAGAAGAUCCAAUAUGCGCACUUGUUAGCAAGUCCACUGUCUCAGUAGAAGGUGAAAAGGAGCUACGUGCCCUGAAACGUGUUGAACUGGCCUCUGCUUCGAGUGACGUGCUGGCAGUAUGUGAAAACGAGGUGCGCCUACUUUUAUCCCUUCGGGACUCCGGCCGCGUUAUUGCUCUUUACAGCUAUGAACUGUCAUCUAAUCACUUGGUGAUGGUUCUGGAACUCGCAGAGCAAGAUCUCAAGUCACAUCUGAAAUUGCGCCAGGAAAAUGGGCCUCUCUCCUAUCCCGUGAUCACCUUCUUUUGGACUGAGAUGCUCGCCUGUGUCAAGGUCAUCCACGAUCGACAGGUUGGGCCGGGGGCUGGCGGUGGGAGUGGCUGUUACAUCAACGUGUCUGGGUGA